CAAAAAUUUCCAUUCACCGUUAGGACUUCGUCUUGUUCAGUAUCGUAAACUGCAUUUUAUGCACAUACAAAUUGAAUCUCACCAACAUGGCUCAAUUCUUAAUUAAUGUUAUUAAAAUUUUCUUGCCAAUAAUAAUCAGUGGCAAUGUGCUCAUAUCAGUUUGCUCGUCUAAGAGUAUUUCAAAGUGUCCACCUGAUGCUCAUUUCCAUUAUAUUGAUCUCAAUUAUCCUGUAUCCGACAUAAUUCGUCUUCACAAUGCUAUUACCGAUAAUGAUAGAAGUGAAAUAGUCGAUCUUUUUAUUAAUAAACACCUGGGCAAUCGAAAACGUUUGCUGAAAAACUAUUUAAAUGCAUAUGAAAUUAACUUGACGGAUCAUUGCCGAUCAAAGUUAUCCGGAGAUUUUGGAAAUUUGAUAACAUCUUUGGCAAUUCCACCAAAACUAUUUAUUGCUCAUGAACUUCAUAUCGUGUUUUCAAAACCAAUGCGUGACAAUUAUGAUAUUAAUUGCGGAAUUUUUCGGUACCACGACAUCGAAGGUAUUAAAAGAGCUUACCGAUUAGCUUAUAAUGUUGAGAUGGUAAAACAUUUUGAUUACAUAAAUGACACAUCUACCCAUAGGACUUAUUAUUCAGGCAACGGCAUUAAAUUAGAGAUCAGCCAACCUGAUUUUUUUUGCGAACAAUUGCUAGAAGCUUCGAGAGUUUUAGAUUUAGAUCGUUUUACCUUCUUCAUUGUUUUGAGUCUAAACGAUGACAUACUUAAUGAUGUUGACAUUUCUUGUACAAUUAAUUAUAAUAAGCCACUAAAGAGUUUAUUAGAAGAACUUCCCUACGGAGGUUACCGCGAAGCGGUUUCAGCUAUUCUUAAUGCCUCUAGGACUUACGGAGACAAUAUGCUGCGCUCAGAUUGAAGAAAAUUAUUCAACUUAACGAUAAUUAAUUGUGCAGAAUUUAAUUUUAUAUUGUAAUAAAUAAUUAUGAAACUUUUAAUAUAAAUUAAACUUUGAAUUGAACAAAUAAACUGUAACUUUUUUAAAUAAA
Microplitis mediator is the source of this 1041-nucleotide messenger RNA. RefSeq lists its product as uncharacterized. The transcript is spliced from 5 exons. Gene Ontology annotation, molecular function: calcium-dependent phospholipid binding; calcium ion binding. The record is from RefSeq and is a predicted model, not a curated record. Bases 87 to 911 code for a protein of 274 amino acids. NCBI's taxonomy places the organism in Eukaryota, Metazoa, Arthropoda, Insecta, Hymenoptera, Braconidae.